AUGUCUAUCUAUGGGAAAGUGCCAGUUUUCGAUUGCAAAACAGAUGAGUGGGUGGUACACGUAGCACAACUAUACAACUUCUUUAUUGCAAAUGGAAUCGACGAUAUCACAGAUGUUCAAAGAGUGAGAAGACGGGCAAUUUUAUUAAAUGGCAUGUUACAAGAUUCAUAUCGUCUUACUCGUGAUUUAUUGUAUCCAAAUACGCCUGAAUCAACCUAUUACAAGGUGAUUGUUGCUACGCUUGACGGCCAUUUCGACCCAAAAAAGUGUAUAUACGAUGAAAGACAAAAGUUUUGUUCGGCUAAAAAGGACCCUCACGAGUCGAUGGUGGAGUAUGCUGCUCGUCUUCGUGGACUAGCAUCGGCAUGUUGUUUUGGUACAGCUCUAGAGAUGUGUUUGACGGAUCGUUUUGUACUUGGUCUUGACUCUGCGUCUGCCCGAGGGAAAUUAUUUAGAGAAGAUCCCAAUCAGCUAAAACUAAAUAAGGCACUUGAAGUAGCUUGUGCAGUUGAAAGUGCGCAGCGUAUUGUUUCCGCUAGCGAUUCGGCUGAGUUAAUUAAGUCUGAACCUGUGCUGUAUACGAACUCGCAGCGAAAAGCUACUGCAAGCGGCGGUACACGAGGCGGUCGCGCCCGUGGUGGCAGCGACGGCGGAGCCCUCAGGUGUAGUGUGUGUGGUGCGAGGUCACACGAUACCUCCGAUAUGGCGGACGUAGAUGACGUCACCAGUUAUGUUAACACGCUAGUGGCUGCUGGCGUGCCACUGCCCGCUUCAUUAGACAAGUUGCGGGCAACCUUUCAUAAAGAUAAAUUUCUGUCACCUGUCAUGCAAUAUGUGACCAAAUCGUGGCCACGGAAAGUGUCAUCAGAACUUUUGCCAUAUAAUAGAUGCCAGCGUGAAUUAUAUGUUGAUAGCGGAGUUCUCAUGAGAGGUCACAAAAUUGUAAUGCCUACUGUUUAUAGGGCUGCUGUGCUACAAGAACUGCAUGCUGCGCACUUAGGAGUAAUUAAAAUGAAAAUGAUUGCUAGAGAACGCUGUUGGUAUCCGGGUAUCGACAGUGACAUAGAAAACAUGGCUUCUAACUGUGGUCGUUGCAUAUCCUUGUGA
This is a messenger RNA of Parnassius mnemosyne (clouded apollo), 1107 nucleotides long. The record is from the annotation of a GenBank genome assembly. NCBI's taxonomy places the organism in Eukaryota, Metazoa, Arthropoda, Insecta, Lepidoptera, Papilionidae.